AUGGCUUCCUUAUACCUCAAUUCCUUACUUCCGCUUCCUCCUUCUUCUCACCCUCAGAAACUUCUAGAAUCUUCUUCAUCCUCUUCGCUGAGCACUUCCAAUUGCAACGAAGUAGCUCUGAAGCCAAUCGUCGUCAAUGGAGAUCCACCCACUUUCGUCUCUGCCCCUGCUCGCCGUAUCAUCGCAGUUGGAGAUCUUCACGGCGAUCUGAGUAAAGCAAGAGAUGCGCUUCAGAUUGCCGGAGUCUUAAGCUCCGACGGACUAGACCACUGGAUCGGCGAAGACACUGUACUAGUUCAGGUAGGAGAUAUACUGGAUCGCGGCGAUGAUGAAAUUGCAAUACUCUCCUUAUUGAGGUCACUUGAUGAUCAGGCGAAAGCUAACGGUGGAGCUGUUUUCCAGGUUAAUGGGAACCAUGAGACGAUGAAUGUUGAAGGAGAUUACAGAUACGUAGAUGCGAGAGCAUUUGAUGAGUGUACAGACUUUCUUGACUACUUGGAAGACUAUGGACAAAACUGGGACAAAGCGUUCAAAAAUUGGAUUUUUGAGUCGAGACAGUGGAAAGAAGAUAGGAGAAACUCUCAAACUUACUGGGAUCAAUGGAAUGUAGUAAAGAGGCAAAAGGGAGUGAUUGCAAGAUCGGUUCUUUUCAGACCAGGUGGUCGAUUAGCAUGUGAGUUGUCGCGUCAUGGAGUGAUCUUGCGUGUUAAUAACUGGGUUUUCUGCCACGGUGGUCUCCUUCCUCACCAUGUUGCAUACGGCGUAGAGAGGAUAAACAGAGAAGUCUCUACUUGGAUGAGAAGCUCUGCCGACGACUAUGAAGACAGUCCUCAGAUGCCGUUCAUAGCCACUCGGGGUUAUGACAGUGUGGUCUGGAGCAGACUUUACUCAAGAGAGACCUCUGAUCUUGACGACUAUCAAAUUGACCAGAUUAGUACAAUUCUCCAACAAACACUUGAAGCUGUCGGUGCCAAGGCGAUGGUGGUCGGGCAUACUCCCCAGUUAUCAGGCGUUAACUGUGAAUAUGGUUGCGGCAUAUGGAGAGUUGAUGUGGGAAUGUCCAGUGGUGUUCUUGACUCUAGACCAGAGGUUCUGGAGAUAAGAGGGGACAAAGCCAGAGUUAUAAGGAGCAACCGGGACAGACUUCAUGAACUUCAGGUUGCAGAUUACAUCUAA
Messenger RNA from Microthlaspi erraticum, 1176 nucleotides. NCBI's taxonomy places the organism in Eukaryota, Viridiplantae, Streptophyta, Magnoliopsida, Brassicales, Brassicaceae. The record is from the annotation of a GenBank genome assembly.